AUGAAUUUACCCGAGAUAAAACCAUACGAGGAGCAAGCAAUAGAUGCUGUAGUGUCAGUGAUAAACAGAGCAAAGGAAUCUCUUGGAAUACGACAAACAUUGAAAGAACUUGCAAAAACACGCGAACUUUACUCGCCCCGAGCGAAAGUAUGCACCACAAAUCUAAAAAGUCCUCUUGUCAAGAGUGGCGAGGAAUUGAUUAGAAGUGCAAUUGAGAAGGAGUGGGGUUUGACAGAUACCAUGAUGUACACCUUGAAUUAUAAAGGUGGAUCUCAAGAUGAAUGCGCUCAGUAUUAUUACUUUGAAGCAAUAUUCAGUCAACCAACCGCCGCUUAUCCUAUACCUCAAUCUACCGCCUCCGUGUUCUUCAGAAUCCAGGAUAAACAUGUAGAAUCUCCUGAAAACAGACCUGUACCUGUGAUGACGUUCAGAGUGGAGGGACAUCAUCGCGAUCAUGACGUACGGUACAUCACGUUACCCGCAGACUGGAUUCUUGGAGUCAUCAAGAUGAAGUCCAAGCUCUUUGAAAGGAUAGAGAAUUUGCUAUUGUUUUAA
Molecule: messenger RNA, 555 nt
Organism: Leptosia nina
Lineage: Eukaryota; Metazoa; Arthropoda; Insecta; Lepidoptera; Pieridae
Source: the annotation of a GenBank genome assembly